AUGGACUACUCUACCAUCUCUACCGAUCCAGAUCAUCCCACUGGUACUUCACCCUGGGGUUCACCGCGUGUUGAACGAGGCACCUUCCCCACUUCCAACAUUGACAUCCCGACCUCCCCUUUACCCGGCCAGGAGCAAUCACCGGACGUUGGCAGGGGCCGCAUUGCUGAACCACAAUCUCCAGACCUCUCUGUACAACUGCAGAGCGCACAAUUAGGAGACCCGGACUAUCCCGAGCAUCCUCCAUUCGGUGUGCACCAUUCUCCAAAUGUUCACCAACAGCCAUCUCCUAUACCCGCACAAUACCAGAUCGGAGCACGACAAGACCUACGGCCUCCAGCCCCCGUCUAUAAGAUCCAAGCAAAAAUUACUGGUCUAGAGAGGACGGGAAAGAAAGACCCAAUUCUGCGUUUCGACGUGCAUACCAAUGUCCCCAAGUUCCGCACGACCCAAUACCGGGAUGUGCGUCGAACCCAUUCCGAAUUUAUCAAGCUCGCAGACCACCUAGUCUCCGCCAACCCAGAAGCUCUGGUCCCUGCCGUGCCAUCACCAGUGACACCGGCCGGCGCAGGCACUGAGGAGGACGAGAUUCGCAUAAAAUCGGCAAUUCAGAGAUGGCUCAAUGUUGUGCUAAGCAAUGAGGUCCUCAUCCAAGACGACGAGGUUGUGCUGUUCGUGGAGAGCGACUUUGGUUACAGCCCCGUGCUGCGGAUGAAGCAGCCGGCAACAGGCGUGCGACGGAAGAUGUUGAAGCAAUUCGCGCCGCCUCCAGAUGACACACCUGAGUUGCAAGCUGCUCGUCCAACUGCGAAGCUGUUCUACUUGGGAUCAAUGGACACAAGCCACAAGGUGGACCGAGUUGUUAAGGCCCGUCGUGGGCUUGGAUUGGCUGAAGCCGAUUUCGGCGUGAAGCUCGGUCAGAUGAGCGUACAGGAGACUCAUCCCGGCUUGGGCGCCGCUUACCGUAAACUUGGCAAGAUUAUUCAAACUGUUGGCGACUACCAUGCUGUUCAGGCCACCGCCGAGGCUACCACGCUCGGCGAACCGUUGAGUUAUCACUCUUCAGACGCCUUCAUCGUGAAGGAAACCCUGACCAACCGUCAUAUUCUCCUGCGUGAUCUAAUCCAGGCUCAACAAAGUGCGCGGAGCAAACGUGCUGCGGCAGACCGCUUGAAAGUUAGCUCAUCGGUGCGUCCGGAUAAGGUAGAUGAAGCGAUCAAUGCUCUUGAGGAGGCUCAGAACCAUGAAGAUCAUUUGACGAAGCGGACCCAGCGUGUCACCUCGAACCUUCUCCAAGAGAAGCGCCGCUGGUUUGAUCGGACCACCCAGGAUCUUCUAUCUAGCCUGCGUGAGUACACUCUCCGUCAGAUCGAAGCCGAGCGUCGUACUCUGGCUACCUUGGAGAGUGUUCGACCCGAUAUCCGUGCCAUUGACGCUUCCGGUGGGCUGAGCCGGCUUGGUCGCGAAUCUCACCCAGCGACGCGCCGGCCAAACAUGGCUUCGAGCCAGGGCCCUAAGGGUGACUCGUGGAGCGGUGUUCCUCGCCGCAAUGACGCCGUUGGACGCAGCAUGAGUGGCAGCUUUACUGCACCCUCGCUCCCUGAUGAUGACGACGAGGCGAACUCUAGUAAAGGGCGCAACCGAGCUUCUAGUCAGGUUGGGUCGAUCGCGGAGGAAGAUGAUGACCGUCUGGAUGCGCGAAAUGCAGCCAGCCGACUGGCCACCAGCACGUUCUAA
Messenger RNA from Penicillium digitatum Pd1, 1737 nucleotides. The record is from RefSeq and is a predicted model, not a curated record. NCBI's taxonomy places the organism in Eukaryota, Fungi, Ascomycota, Eurotiomycetes, Eurotiales, Aspergillaceae.